AUGACAGAACCAGAUAGUUUAUGGUGCAAGGUUGUCAAAGCUAGGUGUGAAACACGGGGUGGUUCUUCAUGGUGGAAUGAUAUUACCUCUGCAUGCGUGUUAGAAGGGUGGAACUGGUUUGAAAAUGGGGCUCAGAAAUUAGUGAGGGAGGGAAAUGACACUGCUUUUUGGACAGAAAGUUGGUUAGGAAAUGAGUCUUUGCAAUCCAGGUUCCCUAGACUGUAUAACCUCUCAAAACAGAAGCGAUAUAGUGUGAAAAAUAUGGGGAUGUGGAGCAAUGGAGUUUGGCAUUGGGAUUUCAAAUGGAGAAGGAGUCUUCGAGGAAGGGAGGAGGCUUGGUUGGAGGAGUUAAUGGGGAUGUUAAUGUUUGAAAAUGCUAAUGAGGAGGGUGAUUCAGAUUCGGAUCCAGCCUUUGCCUCCAUCUGGACAGUGUGUGCACCUUCAAACGUCAGAGCAUUUGUGUGGAGACUACUCUUGGAUCGCUUACCUACAAGGGAUAAUUUGCGGAGAAGACACUUAUUAGGCGAAGACGAUGAUGCACGGUGCCCCCUUUGUCAGCAAGCGGAUGAGACAAGUGAGCAUCUAUUCUCAUUGUGUCCAGUAACUACUCGACUAUGGAGCGCCUGCUAUGCUUGGCGUGGGAUGCAAUCAGUAUUGUCGGCUUCUGUAAGAGAGCACUUCCUCCAAUUUCCGAUGAUUGGGAGGUCAAAGAAACAACAAGCAGGGGAAUGGGCUCUUUGGAUGUCCCUUGUUUGGACUGUGUGGAUGCUGCGAAACAAAGUUGUCUUCCAGGGAGCAAAUGUAGAGCUGGAAAAUACUUCGAAAUUGAUUCAAGUUAAGUCAUGGCAGUGGGUGAAAGCAAAAGUGGAUGGGUUUAGCUACUCGUGGUUUGAGUGGCGGUCCAAUCCAAGUGCAUGCAUGGAUCUGUUGUAA
Molecule: messenger RNA, 933 nt
Organism: Lotus japonicus
Lineage: Eukaryota; Viridiplantae; Streptophyta; Magnoliopsida; Fabales; Fabaceae
Exons: 2
Coding region: 1-933 (310 amino acids)
Source: RefSeq, a predicted model, not a curated record